AGAGAGAGAGAGAGAGUGAGAGAGAGAGAGAAAGGACUCAAGAGAUCAGAAAUGGACUCUUGGGUUCGCCUUUUUUUGAUUGUUGUGGCAAUAUGCUUUUCUCCGGCUUUUGUUGAGUGCAGAGUCCGGAACUACAAGUUCAAUGUGGUAACGACAAAUACUACCAGACUAUGUUCAAGCAAGCCAAUUGUCACCAUUAACGGCAAGUUCCCAGGUCCCACUCUCUACGCCAGAGAAGACGACACUGUUCUUGUAAAAGUCGUUAACCGCGUCAAAUACAACGUUACAAUCCACUGGCACGGAGUUCGGCAACUCCGGACCGGGUGGGCGGACGGGCCGGCAUACAUAACCCAGUGCCCAAUCCCACCAGGUCAAAGUUAUGUGUACAACUUCACCAUCACUGGCCAACGUGGAACCCUGCUUUGGCAUGCUCACAUUCUCUGGCUCAGGGCAACAAUUCACGGCGCCCUUGUAAUCCUGCCUAAGCUUGGCGUGCCUUAUCCGUUUCCUGCACCCCAUAAGGAAGUUGUCGUUGUAUUAGCUGAGUGGUGGAAAUCAGACACUGAAAACGUCAUCAACGAAGCAAUGAAAUCAGGUUUGGCACCAAACGUCUCCGAUGCUCACACCAUAAACGGCCGUCCGGGUCCUGUCUCAAAUUGUACUUCAGAAGGCGGCUUCACAUUGCCUGUCCAAACCGGCAAGACCUACCUCCUACGCAUAAUCAACGCUGCGCUCAAUGAAGAGCUCUUCUUCAAGAUCGCCGGUCACAAACUCACCGUCGUCGAAGUCGACGCCACCUACGUCAAACCCUUCUCCAUCGACACAAUCGUCAUCGCCCCGGGCCAAACCACCAACGCCCUAAUCACCGCCGACCAGAACUCCGGCAAGUACCUAGUUGCCGCCUCCCCCUUCAUGGACGCACCGAUUGCGGUCGACAACGCCACCGCCACUGCCACUCUCCACUACGCCGGCACCCUCGCCAACGCCGCAACAACACUAACCGUCCCGCCGCCGCAGAACGCCACCCAAGUGGCCAACAAGUUCACCAACGGCCUCAAAAGCCUCAACUCAAACACCUUCCCCGCAAAAGUCCCGCUGUCGGUUGACCACAACUUGUUCUUCACCGUCAGCCUCGGAAUCAACCCGUGUCCGACGUGCAAGGCCGGAAACGGAAGCCGAGUCGUGGCGAGCAUCAACAACGUCACUUUCGUCAUGCCCACGACGGCUCUCCUCCAGGCGCAUUACUUCAAAACAAAAGGAGUUUUCACCACCGAUUUUCCGGCGAACCCGCCUAACGUUUUCAACUACUCCGGGACUCCGCCGGCGAGUCUGGCGACCACGAAUGGUACGAAACUUUACAGGAUCAAAUACAACGAGACGGUUCAGCUGGUUUUGCAGGACACAGGGAUUAUAGCACCCGAAAACCACCCCGUCCAUCUCCACGGAUUCAAUUUCUUCGUGGUCGGAAGGGGAACUGGGAAUUACAAUCCGAAAAAGGAUCAAAAGAGCUUCAAUCUUGUUGACCCUGUUGAGAGAAACACUGUUGGUGUGCCUUCUGGUGGAUGGACUGCUAUUAGGUUCCUCGCAGAUAAUCCAGGAGUUUGGUUCAUGCAUUGCCAUUUGGAAGUGCACACAACAUGGGGGCUUAAGAUGGCAUUCUUGGUGGACAACGGGAAAGGACCAAAUGAAUCGCUUAUACCACCUCCAAGCGAUCUUCCAAAAUGUUGAUAUAAUUGUUUAAUGGAAAGAAAUGCAUAGCUCAUAAAAAAGCAGGGGUAUCUCCGCAAUCAAGAGGACGAAGAGAUAUAUCCAAAAGACAAAUUAAUCAAAUGACAAGAAGUAGAUGGAAAAUAAAAACGACAAGGGAAUUAAACU
Morus notabilis is the source of this 1875-nucleotide messenger RNA. Its product is annotated as laccase-4. Gene Ontology annotation, biological process: lignin catabolic process. The record is from RefSeq and is a predicted model, not a curated record. The coding region runs from base 52 to 1728 and encodes 558 amino acids. Gene Ontology annotation, cellular component: apoplast. The transcript has 6 exons. Gene Ontology annotation, molecular function: copper ion binding; hydroquinone:oxygen oxidoreductase activity. NCBI's taxonomy places the organism in Eukaryota, Viridiplantae, Streptophyta, Magnoliopsida, Rosales, Moraceae.